GCGCUUCUCCCGAGUUGGUGAUCGAUUGGUUGUGAUCCACCAUGCAGAAGUGAGUGAUGAAAGGCAACAGAGCUGAUGGGUCAUGAGGAUGUAAGUGCAUUUGAAGGCUCUCACACCCUCUACUCCAGGGAUGGCUCCCGCAAAGAAGGGAGGCGAGAAGAAGGGCCGGUCCGCCAUCAACGAGGUGGUGACAAGAGAAUACACCAUCAACAUUCACAAGCGCAUCCAUGGAGUGAGUUUCAAGAAGAGUGCCCCUAGGGCACUCAGAGAAAUCCGGAAGUUUGCCAUGAAGCAGAUGGGAACUCCAGACGUGCGCAUCGACACCAUGCUCAACAAAGCCGUCUGGGCCAAAGGAAUCAGAAAUGUCCCAUACCGGAUCCGUGUGCGGUUGUCCAGAAAACGUAAUGAAGACGAAGACUCGCCAAACAAGCUCUGCACUCUGGUUACCUAUGUGCCCGUCACCACCUUCAAAAAUCUACAGACAGUCAAUGUGGAUGAGAACUAAUUGCUGAUGGUCCAAUAAAGUUAUUGAACUGCCAAAAAAAAAAAAAA
This is a messenger RNA of Dama dama (fallow deer), 552 nucleotides long. RefSeq names its product large ribosomal subunit protein eL31-like. The transcript has 3 exons. Bases 131 to 505 code for a protein of 124 amino acids. NCBI's taxonomy places the organism in Eukaryota, Metazoa, Chordata, Mammalia, Artiodactyla, Cervidae. Gene Ontology annotation, cellular component: cytosolic large ribosomal subunit; ribosome. The record is from RefSeq and is a predicted model, not a curated record. Gene Ontology annotation, molecular function: structural constituent of ribosome. Gene Ontology annotation, biological process: cytoplasmic translation.